ACAGGCUUUAGGAAGAGACCCUUAGCCUCGGGUUUCUUGUAUCUCACCAAACCAAACCAAUGGGUCAAUGAUAAUGUCAGUAAUAACAAUUAACAACAAAAAUUAUGACAACAACAACACCACAUUAAUAAUAAUGGAAAUGCUGCUCCUCAGCCUGUGCCAGUCCCAGGAUAUGGGACUUCUCAGAUUAUGAAGGGAUUUAAACCUGCCAUGUUCACAGAUAAUAACUCAACAGCCAGUAGAAAAACAGGUUUUUUCCCAAAAAAUAUUGGUAAUGAUGGACAUUCUGCUUCAGGGGAAUGUUUGGGCAGACUGUGGGGCGGGAGUGGGAAUGCUCUGCAGGGCUCACGGCUCCCCACCUGCCUGGCUCCUGCUCCAUCAUCUCCCAGUCCUCAUCUCCCUGCUAUUAUUCCUUGGUCCUUUAUCUCCCUGCUUUUAAUUUCCGUUUUCUUCGUCUCCCUUAUCCAUCAUCUCCCUGUCCAUCAGCUCCUUGUUCAUUGCCUCUCUGCUCAUCAUCUCCCGUCCUACACUUCCCUGUCCUCCACGUCCCUGCACCUCAUCUCCUGCUCCGUCCUUUCCCUGCUCGUCAUCUCCUGUCCUUUAUUUCUCAGUCCAUCAUCUCCUGGUCCAUCUUCUCCCUGCUCAUCACCUCCUGCCCAUCCCUUGUUGGGACGGCAGCGCCAGGAUCCCGAGGGAUCCGUCGGAGCCCCCCAGGUGCCCCCCGACCCCUUUGGGAGCCUUUUCCCCGCCACUGCCCGGGGGCGGCGGUGGCGGGGCGGGACCGGGGGCGGCCCCGGGCACGGUCCCCGUGGAGCGGCGGCGGGAGCGGCGGCGCCGAGAUGCCCUACGUGCUCAUCAGCACCCAAAUCCGCCUGGAGGUUGGGCCCACCAUGGUGGGCGACGAGCACUCGGAUCCCCACCUGAUGAGUAUCCUGGGGGCCACAAAGAGGAACACGCUGGGGAACAACUUCUGCGAGUACUACGUGAAUGACGCUCCGCGCGUGGUCCUGGACAAGCUGGAGAGCCUCGGCUACCGCGUGGUCAGCAUGACUGGCGUGGGCCAGACCCUGGUCUGGUGCCUCCACAGGGAGUAGCCAGGGAGAAUCCUGCAUUCCACCCGAACAACAUCCUGCUGGAGAUCAUCUUACAGGACUGGCAGCCAAUUAGUCCCCCUUAAUUCCUCCUGUCCCAGACUCCAGGCACUCGGGCAGGGGGAGGAACGGAGCAGAGGCAGAGCUGGACCCAGUGGAAUUUUGCCAUCCCUGUUCCAUUUCCCAAGAGCAGGGGGAGGAAGGUAUGCCCAGAAUCGGGAACAGAUGGCCCCAGCUCUGCCUUGAGCAGGAUGGCAGUCUGGCAAAUUCCAGCUUUUACAUUUUAAUCAUGUAUUCAGCAUGCCCUGGAGGAAGCUCAACAAUAGCCCUGUUUGCCUCUUCGUCAGGCUGCCCCUGGAGAGCUCCGUGCCUUCUCCUGGGUCAGGGGGUUAGGGAGGGACACCAGGCCUGGACACCAUCCCAUGUCAUCCCUGAAAUCCAAGAGGGAACCACCAAACCUAGUCCCAGUGCUCCGAGAAUCCCUUCCCUUGGCAGCAAGGCCCGUUUCCAUCUCAGCAGCACCACCAAACUUCCAGACCCCAGACUGCUAUCCAAGCCUAGCACAGGAUUCCCAAAAUAACACAGGAAGGUUGUGUGACUAUUCCAGCUGCAGGCUCUAAUCCCAACACUGCUGGAAUGUUUGGGACUGUGCACGGAUCCUGCUGUGGGGGUAACACCAAUAAAACAUUGCUCCAAACAGACCAAA
Molecule: messenger RNA, 1797 nt
Organism: Prinia subflava (tawny-flanked prinia)
Lineage: Eukaryota; Metazoa; Chordata; Aves; Passeriformes; Cisticolidae
Gene: GCHFR
Product: GTP cyclohydrolase I feedback regulator
Exons: 3
Coding region: 300-1094 (264 amino acids)
Biological process (GO): negative regulation of biosynthetic process
Cellular component (GO): nucleus; cytoplasm
Molecular function (GO): GTP cyclohydrolase binding
Source: RefSeq, a predicted model, not a curated record